GCUUGCUCCCACUCUCGCGCAACGGUACUCGCGUGUGCAGUCGGCGCCUGCCGCGCACCACGCUCCGAGGUCUCUGCCCUCCUCCCGGUAAACUUGUACGCCUCAAUGCGUCCGCGCGCCUUACAUUCCUCAAAACAAAAAAUUUCGAAUUUCAACUCGCUCCUUAAAAAGAAUAUUGGAAACGCGAAUCUCUUAAUCGCGAUAACUUCGAGAUCCCAAGUUCUCCCUCGGAACUUUUAAUGUGCCCCAUUACGGCACGCAGCGGUGUGUAAGAGAACUUUUAUCAAUACAGCCUUUUACAAGCUCUCAACUCUUCGGGAGUUAAAUGUGAUUUGUGAAAUGUUGCGAAUUAUGGAGAUUUUAUGUUUGCAUAUCGACGAGGUGAUUUUUUAUCGUGCUUGAGCGUUACAGUGGAAAUUUGUGUGAAUUAUAAGAGGACGAAAUUCUUUGCAGGGGAACAGCAUCGAAGAAUUCAAGGCGUUUCAGAGUUACAGGCACAAUGUGGCUGCUUCUCCUUCUCUUCAUGGUCCCAGUGUUGGGACAACAACAAUGGGUGCCGUGUUCCGAAUUGAAUGACGACCUUCGGUACCCUUGCCGCUGCCGCGUACAAGUAGACAGGGCUCUACAUUUGACGAUUCUGAUGAACUGCGAUCAUGUGGUCUUUGGUGGUGAUUUUCCGCCAUUGCCAUAUGGUGCUCCGAUCAUGUCGUUCAGUCAGAGGUGGGCUGGUCAGCAGACGUUGCCGACACAGAUAUUCUCGUCCUAUGGGUUGCCUCUAAAAGAGUUGGACUUUUCCCACAAUAGUCUUCGUCGUCUUCCCGACCGAUUACUUGCUGGGAUCCGUGGCAAUCUCACCAAGUUGGUCCUCGCUGACAACCUACUAGGGGACAAUCUUAAUCCCAUAUUCUCUACAGCCGAGCUCCAUAACUUGCCAGCAUUAGAAGAAUUAGACCUAAGUGGGAACAGUAUAAGAGGAAUCGAAGAAGGACUGCUCAUUGGUUGUGAUCUUCUUAAGAUAUUACGUUUGAACCGCAACAAUAUAAACUCCGUGCCUUCCUCGUCUCUAAACGGCCCACAGGCGUUACGAGUUAUUUCUUUACGAGAAAAUAGAAUAGUUUCAAUUCGACAAGCGUCAUUCGUAUCACAGAAGACUUUAGAGGAGAUAGAUCUGCAUGGAAACAUGAUAUCCACCAUCGAGGGAGGAGCGUUUAUAGGCUUGAGUGCACUACAAAAUCUCGACCUCGGUCGGAACAGACUCUCCAAGUUCAACAGCGAUGUCUUCCAAGGCAUCGAGAACCUCGAAAAGUUGGACCUCUCGGAAAACUUUAUAACGGAUUUCCCGACCGUUGCUCUGAAAUCAUUCGUCGCCCUCGGAUCUCUGAACCUUUCCAGCAAUAUGAUCACUAAUAUCGAUAACAGUCAUCUCAGUACUCUGGUCUCGCUACAAAUGCUGGAUCUCAGCAGGAACAAUCUGAUUAAACUGUCACCGGGAACUUUUGUAGGUCUUACUGAUUUGCUGUAUUUGGAUAUCGGAGUUAAUUCUCUUCGGACUGUGGAGGAUGAUGCAUUUGAUGGCUUGACUAGUCUUCGAACUUUGCUUCUACGUGAUAACAAUAUACUUUUGAUACCAGCCACUGCUCUUUCUCGAUUACCUAAUUUGGUCUCUGUACAUUUAGGAUAUAAUAGAGUGACAGCUUUGUCAAGUGAUAUUUUGAGAGCGGUGUCGGAUAGAGUUACUUCAUUAGUAUUAUCUCGAAAUGUAAUUAGGGAGCUUCCACCCGCAGCUUUUGAUCACUUCAAAGCAUUACAUCAUUUAGAUUUGUCAGGAAAUUUAUUAAACUCAAUAGCAGCUGAAGUUUUUUCUGGUCUGGAGUCAACGCUUCAAUAUUUAUCUCUAAGCCAAAAUAGGAUAUUAGGAUUCACUGGACAACAAUUGAAGUUCUUAAGCCUUUGGUAUUUGGACAUAUCAGAUAACCAAAUUUCAGAAAUACCUAUUAACGCUUUUCGAUCUAUUCCAAGUUUAUUGCAUUUGAAUAUGAGUCAUAAUGAUCAUAUCAGUACUCUUCAUCAAAAUGUAUUUGAAAAUAAUCAAGUUUUAAUGACUAUAGAUAUGAGUUAUAUAGGAUUAAAGGCUCUCCCAGUGAAUUUAUUUUCAAAAACUCCCAAUUUGGAGCAUAUUUAUUUAUCGCAUAAUAAUUUACAGGAGAUCACGGAACAUACCUUUAAGAAUCUUAAAAAUUUAACUGUUUUGGAUCUCUCAUAUAAUAACAUUGUUAAUAUUAGAACUCCAGCUUUUGUUAAUGUAAUGUCUAUACAAUAUUUGUCUUUAAAAGGAAAUCAACUUAAUGCCUUCAAGGGCGAGUUCUUUAAUACUGGCACUAGUUUGGAAGUAAUGGACUUGUCAGAUAAUCAGUUAAGUUAUUUGUUUCCCUCUUCAUUUAAAAUACAUCCACGUUUAAGGGAAAUUAUAUUAACUAAUAAUAAAUUUAACUUCUUUCCAUCAGAAUUAAUAAGUACAUUACAAUAUCUGGAGCUAGUAGAUUUAUCAGGUAAUGCUUUGAAAAAUGUUGACGAACUCGAUUUUGCUCGACUUCCGAAAUUAAGAACUUUAUUAUUGGCUAGAAAUGAACUGGAAACGAUAAGUGAAAUGGCGUUCCACAAUUCAACCCAAAUCCAAUAUUUAGAUUUAUCCAACAAUAAAAUAGAUCGCUUGGGUGAUAGGCUCUUUGAGGGACUAAUUAGAUUAGAGCUUUUAAAUUUGGGUGGAAAUUUACUUACAGAAUUACCUGAAAAUAUUUUUGACCGUAACAAGUUACAUAUGUUAGAGAAGAUUAUAUUGAGUAAUAAUAUAUUUGAGCAUCCUCCAUUAAAAGCCUUACAAAAACAAUACUUUUUCGUUUCCUCCGUAGAUUUAUCCAAUAAUGAAAUUGUUGAUAUACCAGCAGAAUAUAGUGUUAUGGUGAAUAUAAAAAAGUUAGAUUUAUCUUUCAAUCCGCUUUCAGAAAAAACCUUGAAUCAUAUUUUGACCGAACCAAAAACUGUUAGAGAACUAAAUCUUGCAGGAACUGGAAUGAAUAUAGUGGGUCAAUUAGAAACUCCAUUUUUAUAUAGUUUGAAUUUGUCUUUCAAUAAUAUCACAUCGCUUUCGGAUAAAACUUUUGCCAGAACUACAUUAUUGGAAUCAAUAGAUCUGUCUAAUAAUCAAAUAUCGGAUGUAUCUAGGUCGUUAGCAAAUUCCUGGCCUAAACUUAAAAAUCUUCAAAGUUUAAAUAUUUCCAGUAAUCCUAUAACUAUGAUUACGGAAGGCAAUUUUGAUGGACUUUCGUCGCUUCGAGUUUUGGAUAUAAAAGAUUUGGAUAAAUGUACUAGGAUAGAGAAAAAUUCUUUUAGAAGUUUAUCAAAUCUCAUUGAACUUAGAGCAUAUGGGUAUCCAAGACUUGGUUACUUCGAUGUCCAAGGAACUCUUCAAUAUUUAUUAGCUUUAGAAAAAUUAGACGUCGAAGUAAAGGAUACAGCUAUCGGUGCUGAUCAAUUACAUUCUACUUUACACCCACGCCUUGAAGAGUUAGGAGUUAGAGGAUCUCGAUUAAAAACAGUCUCAUCAGGAGUUUUAGCCGGUUUGAAAGCACCAGCUAUAACAGUACGAUUUCGUAAUACAUCUGUAACAAGUUUACCACCGGCUUUAUUGUUUCCUUUACCAAGAUCGUCUCAAAUUAUAAUAGAUAUUGCUGGUAGUCAGUUGUCAACACUACAACCACAAUUAUUGGUAGCUCUUGAUGAUCGUCGUGCAGACCUAUCAAUGUUUGGUCUCGAAACGAAUCCUAUUCGGUGUGACUGUAAUGCUCGAGCAUUGCGUAGGUGGCUACCAAACGUUGGUAUAGACGAUGUUCGUUGUGAGUCACCAGAACAUUUAUCUGGAUUUUUACUAGUAGAAAUUGGAGAUGACGAGUUAUCUUGUGACACAAAACGAAGAACAACAGCUUUGUCUUCUUCUUCUAGCAUAUCAACAACAGUACCACCUCGUUUAGUACAUCGUACUUCAGCAGAACCUGAUAUUAUCUGGUCUGUUGCACCAUCUCAUGAACGACCAAAGGUCACUGGGGAACCAAAAGGUGCUCCAGUAGUUGGUGUGGCAACAACGAAUAACGAUGAUAAUCUAAUAAUAGGUAUAGUAGGUGGUGUAGUUGCAUUUAUAGCUAUCUUAAUUGUAGCCAUAUGCGUUGUUAGAUUGAGAAUGACAACAACAUCAUACAGAGGUGGUCCUUUAGCUAGUAGCCCAACCACUGGUGCUACUCCAAUGUGGGGUCCACCAUGGCCUGGAUAUGCAGCAACCUUGCCUCCUGCAUCACUGUCUAAUGCCACUCUGCCUCACAAGGUGCAACCAGGACCGGGAUCGGUACGAUAUUUAGCGCCACCACCACCGCCAGCGCCUUAUUUUAUUAGCUUGCCCCCACACGAUGAUAAAAUUUAUCGGUAGGAUGCUUAGUAUAAUAAAGUUUUAGAUAGACUGCUAAGGUAUUAUUAGUGCUAUGCCAUUGAUCAUGUAAAUAUUAUGGUUCAGAAAGAAUAAUCAUAUCAAUAAUUAGGUUUUUUUCAGAAACCUUGUAUUCGUACGUUGUUCAUAUCGUUAUAGAUAUUUAUUGCUUAUUAAGUGAUUUUAUUACUUAAUUAGUAUUCCAUUUUAUUAGAUUUAUCGAUCCUCAGGCUAGAUUUGAUUAAUCUAGUCACCAGUGGCAGUUUUUAAUUAUUGAUUUAAUUACUUUAUAAUGAACUCAAAGACAUUUCAUAAUUAAGAAUAAUAAUAAAUUAAGUAAAGCAUUGUACUGUUUACAGGUGGUAUGUUUAUUAUAAUGUAAAAUAUUUAUUUAACACUUUUAAGGUUAGUACUUACUGAUGUUGCUAUAAUCUAUAUAUCUAUAUCCUAAGAAUAUAAUUAAUUAUAUUAUAUAAUAUAAUUAAUUAUAUU
Molecule: messenger RNA, 4966 nt
Organism: Galleria mellonella (greater wax moth)
Lineage: Eukaryota; Metazoa; Arthropoda; Insecta; Lepidoptera; Pyralidae
Product: protein artichoke
Exons: 8
Coding region: 500-4477 (1325 amino acids)
Molecular function (GO): protein binding
Source: RefSeq, a predicted model, not a curated record